AUGGAAGUUGCAGGAAAAGUGUGUGGUAAGGUAGGAGGAAAAGUUGGUGGAAAAGUUCUUGGUCUUGGUAAAGGAGGAAAAGGGAAAACAGGAUCAGGUAAAACUAAAAAAGCUCCAUUGUCCCGUGCAUCAAGAGCUGGCUUACAAUUCCCUGUUGGAAGAGUACAUAGAAUGUUAAAAUGCCGAAUAUCCUCAGAUGGAAGAGUUGGAUCGACUGCUGCUGUUUAUGCUGCAGCUAUUUUGGAGUACUUAACUGCCGAAGUUUUAGAAUUAGCAGGAAAUGCAACAAAAGAUUUGAAAGUUAAAAGAAUUACACCCAGACACUUACAACUAGCUAUCAGAGGUGAUGAAGAAUUAGAUACACUUAUAAAAGCAACAAUUGCAGGUGGUGGUGUUAUUCCUCACAUACACAAAGCUUUAAUGAAUAAAGUUCCAGUUCCACCUACAGCUACAAAAAAACCCAAAAAAAAUUGA
This is a messenger RNA of Plasmodium gallinaceum, 474 nucleotides long. RefSeq names its product histone H2A variant, putative. Gene Ontology annotation, cellular component: nucleosome. The coding region runs from base 1 to 474 and encodes 157 amino acids. Gene Ontology annotation, molecular function: DNA binding; structural constituent of chromatin; protein heterodimerization activity. The transcript has 3 exons. The record is from RefSeq and is a predicted model, not a curated record. NCBI's taxonomy places the organism in Eukaryota, Apicomplexa, Aconoidasida, Haemosporida, Plasmodiidae.